Molecule: messenger RNA, 3106 nt
Organism: Rhincodon typus (whale shark)
Lineage: Eukaryota; Metazoa; Chordata; Chondrichthyes; Orectolobiformes; Rhincodontidae
Gene: gk
Product: glycerol kinase
Exons: 18
Coding region: 1-1551 (516 amino acids)
Biological process (GO): glycerol-3-phosphate biosynthetic process; glycerol metabolic process; triglyceride metabolic process
Cellular component (GO): mitochondrion
Molecular function (GO): glycerol kinase activity
Source: RefSeq, a predicted model, not a curated record
AUGGCCAAUCAGCUAACAAAGGUGUGGUCCCAAACAGCCAAUGAACAGGAAGAAGAAGUCGACCUCUGGGCCCUUUCAGCCUCGCUAUCAGAUGUGGUAGUGUCAGUGUUGGAUGGAGGAUGGGCAGAAGAAGAUCCCAGGGAGAUUUUGCGUUCGGUUUUUGAAUGUGUUGAGAAAGCAUGUGAUAAAUUGAAGCACCAGAAGAUUGAUGUCUCCAAUAUUAAAGCAAUUGGAGUGAGCAAUCAGAGGGAAACAACAAUCUUAUGGGACAAAAACACAGGACAACCCCUCCACAAUGCAAUUUUGUGGCUUGAUCUCAGGACACAGUCCACUGUGGAAAAGCUGAUCAACAAUGCACCAAACAAAGACAAAAAUAUUCUUCAGGAAAAGACUGGCCUUCCAAUUAGCACCUAUUUCAGUGCUGUGAAGUUACGCUGGCUUCUGGAUAAUGUGGAGAAAGUUAGGAAGGCUGUCGCAGAUGGUCGGGCCAUGUUUGGAACAGUUGAUUCUUGGCUUAUAUGGUGUUUGACAGGUGCACAUGAGGGUGGUGUUCAUUGUACAGAUGUUACCAAUGCUUGCAGAACUAUGCUGUUCAACAUCCAUACCUUGAAGUGGGAUCCUGAACUUUGUCAAUUCUUUGACAUUCCAAUGAAUAUUCUCCCAGAAGUGAAAAGUUCAUCAGAAAUUUAUGGAUUAAUGAGAUGUGGGACAUUAGCUCAAGUACCAAUUUCAGGUUGUUUAGGUGACCAAUCUGCUGCUUUGGUUGGACAAAUGUGUUUUCAGCCUGGACAAUCAAAAAACACAUAUGGAACAGGUUGUUUCCUCCUUAGUAAUACAGGUGAGAAGCCUAUUAUAUCCAAACAUGGCCUUCUGACAACAUUAGCAUAUAAACUGGGCAAGAACAACCCUGCAAUCUAUGCACUAGAGGGAUCAGUUGCCAUAGGUGGUGCUGUGGUACGCUGGCUUCGAGACAACCUUCAUAUCAUUAGCACAGCGGAGGAAGUUGAGAAGCUUGCUGCUUCUGUGGGUUCCUCCUACGGUUGCUAUUUUGUGCCAGCAUUCUCAGGGUUAUACGCACCAUAUUGGGAUACUACUGCAAGAGGAGUAAUAUGUGGCCUUACCCAGUAUACAAAUAGGAAUCAUCUUGCAUUUGCUGCGCUAGAGGCUGUUGCCUUUCAAACCCGUGAGCUUCUUGAGGCCAUGAAUAAAGAAUCUGGGGUCAAUCAAACCAGUCUCCAGGUGGAUGGAGGAAUGACGACUAACAAAAUAAUGAUGCAACUCCAAUCAGAUAUUCUUUCUAUACCAGUAGUGAAGCCAGCUAUGGCAGAAACAACUGCCUUAGGUGCUGCUAUGGCAGCUGGUUCUGCAGAUGGUGUUGGCGUGUGGAGUCUAUCUCCUGAUGAUCUCUCAGCAGUAGUAUGGGAGACAUUUGAACCUCAGAUAGAACCUGCUGAAAGCAACCAACGUUUUGCUAAGUGGAAGCUAGCUGUUGAAAAAUCACGAGGUUGGGAAAACACAGAAAAUACCAGCUCUGACACUGGAGAAAGCUGAGACAAGUAACAUAACUGGAUAAAAAGAUACAAUGUAGUGCUAGAAUUGCUUGGGAAUUCUACUUUUUUUUUUAAAAUGAACUUCCACUAUUAUUUCCUUAUUAAAAGUAUGCCUUGUGAUUUCUGGGCAUAUAGCUUUAACUGAAAGUGCCUUUUUCAGUAUUAUCACAUCACAAUAAUAUGAGUACAUGUUUGAGAACGUACAAAAAAAACAUUAUUGAAAUAAGAAUUGCUGCGGAAAAUCAGAUGCGCUGAAACAAAUUAAAAGAAACUUAUUAUGGAGUUACCAAAUGUACUGUCUAAUCUUUAAAGUUCAGGAUUUGCUAUUUUGCACAUACAAACUGUAACUGUACUUCACUGAUUGCUUUGGUACCUGAUUCUUUUCAAGGAGCUAUUGAUUGUAAUUGGUUUAAAUUGUCGCAGUAGAUCAAUUUCUUGACCUGCUAAAGCAUCCUUGCUGAAAAGGAUAAAGAAUAAGGACAGGAGUAAAUGCCAGUUAAAUAAAAGGCGAGUUUGGAAGUAAGAAUAUGGAGAAUAAAUGCUGGUCAACCCAGCAAUACCCACUUUCUGUGAAUGAAUAAAAAACAUGAAACCCUAAAUAGAAAGACAGAAUGGGCAAGGCAAAAGAAUAGUAUAGAUGCUGACUGUAAAGUUAAAUUGUACUUGAAAUUAUCUACAGAAUUAAUUUAAAGUCAGGAACAUGCUAUCACAGUUACUUCUAUAAGACUAUUAAAACUUAAUGUGAUUCUGAGCAAAUUUAAUUUCUUUUGAAAAGUACAUACAGAUCUUGUUAAUUGGUGCCUCGGUAAUUAUUACAGGUUACUCUUUCUCAAUACAGGUUAAGAAUUCACUUUUGAGCAGAACUGAGACAAUUUACUAGAUUGGGGGUUCUCAACCAGAUUUCUGUGACCUGUAGGUUUCAAAAAGAAAUCCUGUACUUCUUGCAAAUAUAAAUGUCAUGCCAAUCAAAAUCCAUGUUGGGAAAAAUGGCCAAGAUGCAGUUUCAAUUAAGAAGUGAUGUCCAAUGAUUGUGUAUCAAAGGUGGCAGUUUCUCUGUGGUUGCACAUAUUUUGCUGAAGUAUAAACAGAGAGCAUGAGGGAAGAAAACAGCUGGUCUAUGUGCAACACAGCAUAGGCAAUUGAUGUUUGGUUGCAGAGAGAGAGAUUGAUUGUGGGGUGUGGGUGGGUAUGGAACUUAAAAUAUCAUGACCAUGUUUGUAAAAUGGUUAUAUUAUGUUUCAGAAGCAGAAAUUAGCAAAGUCUAAGCUUAUGAUGGAUGACUAAAGCUAUUCCACAAAAUCCCACAAUUUUUCCAAGUAUUUGUGUGCCUUGGACUUACUGUAUGCACCUGUCAUUUGACUGGAAAAACACUGGUCAGGACCAGGACUUGUCAUUAUUGCUGUGCAACUCAAUGGAUUAAAUCAUUGUUGCAGAUUUUGACAUGUACUAUAUGACUUUAUAAUUCCACAAGUGAAUUUGUAAGAGUGGCAACAAUAUAGUUGAUUUAUUGUCUUCUGUGUAAUUGGAAAUUAAAGUUGUGAUUGAUGUGAUAUUUA